This is a messenger RNA of Tyto alba (common barn owl), 2205 nucleotides long. RefSeq names its product CD4 molecule (gene CD4). Gene Ontology annotation, molecular function: MHC class II protein binding; protein tyrosine kinase binding. The record is from RefSeq and is a predicted model, not a curated record. Gene Ontology annotation, cellular component: external side of plasma membrane; membrane raft. The transcript is spliced from 10 exons. The coding region runs from base 369 to 1814 and encodes 481 amino acids. Lineage: Eukaryota; Metazoa; Chordata; Aves; Strigiformes; Tytonidae. Gene Ontology annotation, biological process: positive regulation of ERK1 and ERK2 cascade; T cell activation; interleukin-15-mediated signaling pathway.
UACCUUCCGUUAUGGUCUCCAUUUCUGUUCACACCCAGAGCUGAAAUCACAUGCAUUUGGAAAAAUCGCCCUCUACCUAGAGAAGUUGGUGGAUGUCAGCAGAACUUGGACUGGCAGCAAGACCCUGGUGACGCUCUGGCUGGAGAGAAGGAGACACCAAGGCCAACGUCUGUUGAGCUGCUUUCUGAACAUCGACUUCGUUCCUCUUUUAUUUCAGCUGUAGCUGGGUGAGAUCAAUUACAGCAGGUGACAAACACAAGGAGACAGAAACACAGAGGCAGAGAGGAAGGAAAAGAGGAUAGCAUCCCUUGGCAGCGACAGCAUUUCCAGCCCCACAGCUUGCAAGAGGGAGGAGCGUUCCUGCAGUGAUGGAGUCGCGCAGCACGGUGGUGAGAGGCACGCUUGCCAUCAUCUUGGUUCUGCAUCUGGGUGUGAUGUCCAUUAUGUCUCAGCAAAAUGAACUACAGGUUGGGGUUGCAGGACAGGCAGUGAUCCUGAACUGCAGGGGCAUACCUCAUGACAGACAUGUGACCUGGAAGUACUAUAAGGUUGUUAUAAGGUUGUUUACAACUACCCAUUUGAAAGGCAAAGCUUCCAUGACUGAUCGAUCUGAAAUCAACCCCAAGAGUAAACAGCUGAAGGUGUUGGACUUAAGGCUCCUUGAUGCUGGCAUCUACACCUGUGAAUAUGACUCCCACACAGUCAGUAUCUCACUGCAUGUCUUUAAAUUGACAACCUCUUUAGGUGGGCACUUUCUGCCAGAUGAAGACCUUGAGCUGACUUUAAUGCAAAACUCAUCUCAUCCUCUACCCAGCCUCAGCAUCACACUGUUUAACAGUAACAAUAACAUAGUAAGACCAAAACACUUAGAAGGCAAGGCACCUCAAGAAUACAUACUGAAGUUAAAGAAACUGGAGGCUACAGAUAGCGGGACCUGGAUAUGUCACGUCCAUUCAGACUCUCCACUGAUUAAUCACAACAUCUCCUUUGAUGUGAAGGUAUUAGGUUUUCAGAAUCCAGAUUUGGAAAGAAAGUAUGCAACUGUUGAUAGUACUGUCAUUUUGUCAUGGCAUUUGAACUUCCAGAACAUUAAAUGGAAAGAAGGUUUCACAGGAAAAAUGAGUUGGAAACAACAUGAAAGUGCAACCUCUCAUGAGCUACUUGAUUUCAACAUCACAGCACAAGGAGAGCAGUACGAGAUCAAAAAAACAGGCCACUUUCAGUUUGAGAUACCUGAAAGCAAACCAGCAAGUACCAUACAAGUGAAACUCUCCAAAGUCCAUUUCAACCACUCUGGGCAGUACCAGUGCCAGCUGGCAUACAACAGAAGAUACACACAGAGCAAGAUAGAGCUGGUGGUGAUGAAAGUCUCAGCUGACCCUGUCGGGCCACUCCCUCGAGGGGCCAAGAUGACCCUGAUCUGUCAGGUCUCUAGUCCACUCCCAUCUAAUGCCCACUUGUGCUGGGAACGUGUGAACGGGACUCAGAUGGACAUCAAGAGGUCAAAGCAGUACGACGUAAAGCUGGAGGUGAACGUCACUGCUGCAGGGCUGUGGAACUGUCACCUCAUAGAAGACAACAACAGGAAGAUCAGCCUUAAUUACUCCGUGGAGGAAGCUCCUGUUUGGAUUAGCUAUGUGAUAAUUGGAGCAAGUAUUGGAGGCAGUGUAUUGGUGUUUGGCCUUGCAUGCCUGUGCAUCAUCAGUGGUAUAAGCUGGCAGCGGAGAAGGCAACAGGCAAAAAGGAUGGCACGAGCAAGACGAUACUUGCUGGAAAACAAGACAUGUCAGUGUCAACACCGGCUGAACAAGUAGUAGUGCAGCAGUGGAGUCAGAAGGACUGAUGAAAUCUCUGCCUGUACCUAAACACCUGCCAGCCCAUAGUGCUCUGUGAAUCCAUUUUCCUUUCUCCUGCUUUGAUGUAAUUCUUUAUUCCUUCAUUAUUCUCCCAGUCUAAUGCAAUGCAGGGAUGUUGUCUGGCUUGGAGCCGAUGUACAAGACUAGAAAACCUUAAGGGUUAUGAUUGAUGCCCAGUUCUAUAAUGAGACACUGAAUAGAAGAUAUAUAUGUAUAUACAUAUACAUCUACAUAUAUUUGUAUUUUGCUCAUGCAUUUAAUUUGACCUUGUGGAUCCAAUUUUAUGUGCUCCUUUUAUCUGCCUGAGCUAUAAUAAAUUACUUUGGGGUUGGGUUUUUUUUUUUUGCAA